AAAUACUAUAUAUAAAAUGAAAUCUGUCAUGGACGAUUAUAUUUUUUUGAAUAGGAUAUAUAAACAAUAUGAAACAUAAAUUUUCUGAUAGUUGAUACACGUUGAAAUGUACACACUUUUACAUGGAUUGUACAAGUAUCUUGUGCAAAAGGAUGAAUUCUUUAUACUGAUAUUAGGGCUCGACAAUGCAGGGAAAACGACUUAUUUGGAAGCGGCAAAAACAAAAUUUACGAAAAAUUACAAAGGUAUGAAUCCUAGUAAAAUUACUACAACUGUUGGUUUAAAUAUUGGAAAAAUUGACAUAGCUGGUGUUCGUUUCAACUUUUGGGAUCUUGGUGGACAAGAAGAACUUCGAUCGCUGUGGGAUAAAGUAAGUUAUAAUUUAAUAUAUGAAUGUAUUAUUGUACAAAUCAUAUUGUAUUUGCAGUAUUAUGCAGAAUCACAUGCUGUGAUUUACAUAGUAGACUCAUCGGAUCGUGAAAAAAUACCUGAAUCUAAAGAAACUUUUGAUAGAGUUAUAUCAUCAGAACAUUUAAUAGGUGUACCACUUUUAGUCCUUGCAAAUAAACAGGAUGUACCUGAUUGUAUGGGUGUUAGAGAAGUAAAACCAAUUUUUAAUCAAAAUGCACAUCUAAUAGGUAGAAGAGAUUGCAUGGUAAUGCCUGUCUCUGCAUUAAAUGGGGAUGGCAUAGAUGAAGGAAUUCAUUGGCUUGUGGAUUGUGUCAAGAGAAACAAUGAUGUUCGUCCUCCUCGUAAUCAGAAUGACAGUUGUCUAUCUUAGCAAUACAUUCCUGU
Molecule: messenger RNA, 795 nt
Organism: Eufriesea mexicana
Lineage: Eukaryota; Metazoa; Arthropoda; Insecta; Hymenoptera; Apidae
Gene: Arfrp1
Product: ADP-ribosylation factor related protein 1
Exons: 4
Coding region: 107-781 (224 amino acids)
Biological process (GO): protein localization to Golgi apparatus; intracellular protein transport; Golgi to plasma membrane protein transport
Cellular component (GO): Golgi apparatus
Molecular function (GO): GTP binding; GTPase activity
Source: RefSeq, a predicted model, not a curated record